AUGAACGCCUUCAUCUCUGGCGCGGCGUCUCUUUUCUUUGGAAGCGUGUCUGCGGCCUCUGACAAGGUCAAGACCUGGGGCCGGAAUAUCAAGUGGGUUUCGCUGAAGGAGGGACAGCAGAUGGCCAGGGAGCAGAGAAAGCCGGCGAUGAUUGUCUUCCACAAGCCGUGGUGCCGAGCUUGUAAAGCUCUGAGACCGAGGUUUGCCAACAGUCAGGACAUCGAGCACUUGGCGUCAGACUUCGUCAUGAUCAGUGUCGAGGAAGAUGACUCUCCCAAGAGUUCUGACCUGAGCCCUGACGGAGCCUACAUCCCGAGGAUUCUGUUUCUGGAUCCGUCUGGAAACGUCAUGAAACACGUGACAGCCAAGGGAACAGAAGGUUACAAAUAUUACUACAAUGAAACCAAGUCAAUUGUAGACAGUAUGAAGCAGGUUCUGAAACAGACCACCAACCCCAGACACUACAAGACUAAAUAG
Molecule: messenger RNA, 477 nt
Organism: Candidula unifasciata
Lineage: Eukaryota; Metazoa; Mollusca; Gastropoda; Stylommatophora; Geomitridae
Source: the annotation of a GenBank genome assembly